This is a messenger RNA of Drosophila teissieri, 1290 nucleotides long. RefSeq lists its product as uncharacterized. The transcript is spliced from 3 exons. NCBI's taxonomy places the organism in Eukaryota, Metazoa, Arthropoda, Insecta, Diptera, Drosophilidae. Gene Ontology annotation, cellular component: cytoplasm; plasma membrane; adherens junction. Bases 319 to 1275 code for a protein of 318 amino acids. Gene Ontology annotation, molecular function: cadherin binding. Gene Ontology annotation, biological process: cell-cell adhesion; cell-cell junction assembly. The record is from RefSeq and is a predicted model, not a curated record.
UUCCAAAUAAAUAAAAUACAAAAACGAAAUAAAUAAGCAAAAGAACUUCCAGUGGGAAAAAAUAAAGAAAACUGAAACCAAACACAAAACCAAAAGGGGAGAAACUUCCCCUCGCCCUACAACGGCAGCAGCAACGACAACGGCUGCGAUAGCGGCAGCAGCGACAACGGCAGCAACGACAGCGGCGGCGGCGAUAGCGGCGGCAGCGACGGUAGCGACAGUGACGGCAGCGGCAGCGGUAGCGGCGGCGGCAGAGACAGCGGGGGCAGCAGCAGCGACAGCGGCAGAAGCAGUACCAACAGAAAAAGCCGUCGGCAAAUGCAAAUUUCGAAAUUAAAUUUACAAACGAACAUUUUAAAUAUAAAUUUAACUCACAUAAACAUGGACCUUUCAUUGACGCACGAGUCUGCAAACAUGCAAGCCCAAUUUGCAUCUUUUCAAAAUUAUGAACAAUUUUCGGCAUCAGGAUAUUCAAGCACUCCUGUAUAUAUAACAAAGCCCCCAGGAAUAGGUGCAAUAACAAAAGUUGCGCCUCACUGUUCGGUUCUCAGCACUCAAAAUAAGAUUGAGACAACAUCUACAGACAAUUCUAUUCCAGACAUUGAAAAUCAUCCAUUAGCUCCCACAGUGAGAUAUGUACAAGCUGGUCAGUUUGAGGAUACACCCGAAUAUGGUGUAGCUGGUCUACCUUGUGGUAUAGACUCUGAGUACACAGCGGACGCUGUCGUACCUUACUGCUAUACGUCGGAUGCAAACUAUACAGGAAUUCAAAACCCAACUUCAAAUAUUAAACCAUUUUCUGGAAGGCCUUUUAAUGAUAACCUAAAUGCAUCAGAAGCUGGCGCAAAUUCCCAAUGCCGAACGUUUAAAAGUUCAGCUGAAUUUAAAUUACCCCAAUUCGCCAUGAGCUCUAUAAAUACUGUGCCGCAAAGUUUGGGAGAAAAGGAUGACUACAUUGGAGGAUCAGAAAAUGAUAUUUGUUCUACAAUGAGGUGGCGGGAUCCAAAUCUUUCGGAAGUUAUAAGCUUCUUGAGCAACCCGAACAGUGCUAUAAAGGCUAAUGCCGCAGCCUAUUUACAACAUUUGUGCUACAUGGAUGAUCCAAACAAGCAACGUACAAGAUCCCUGGGAGGAAUACCGCCAUUAGUUCGUCUGUUAUCUUAUGAUUCUCCAGAAAUACAUAAGCUGAGGAAGACAGCAAAGCACUUUGGAGCUAAACCACUCCGAAAAAAAUCGGACUAUUGGCCUGAGUUACAUACACUACAUCCGUUAUAACAUUUAACGAUUUCU